AUGGCAAAGCGGGGUAAAGGCAAGUUGCGCACCGCGCUUGCCAACCAUACAGCUCGAAGUCAGCAGCGUGCGUACGAAAAUAAGAAAGAAGCGGAAAGAGAGCACAAAUCCAAAAAGUCUCCUACAAAUCUGCCUGCUCCUAGACGAGCCAUUUACCCGUUUUUACGCGACGAUACAAUCCUUUUGGUUGGUGAAGGUAACUUUUCGUUUACGCUUGCUCUACUCUCAGCGCCUCAUCACCACCCACCGCAUCUCAUCCUUGCUACAAGUUACGAUACAGAAGAUGAAGUGUACCAGAAAUACCCCGAUGCACGCGGCAUCGUUGAACGGAUCCGACAAAUUGCCGGUGAUCACGCACCUCGUAUUCUGGCGUUCGGUGUAGAUGCAGGAGCAUUAAAUAAGUGCGAUGCAGUGGUUGGACCAGACAAGAACCAUGCGCACAGAUGGAGUAAAGUAUGGUUUGGCUUCCCUCAUGUUGGUGCUGGUCACAAGGAUGAACUCCGAAAUGUGCUUGCAAACCAACUAUUGAUUUUGCGAUUUCUUAUCUCUGCUGCGCCAUUCUUAACGCAGGGUCGACCACCCAAAUAUGUGCAGGGAACUAAAACGCGUUCUGAAAAACGUCGUGAUGAUGACGACGAAGAUGAAGAAUCUGAUGAUGGUAGUUAUGAAAGUGGCCAUGAACCAAGCGAGAUGCCAGCGCAAGAUGUGUAUGCCAACAUCCCACAGAUAUUUUCACCGCCGGCUCGUCAGGGGUCCGUAUUGAUCACGAUUCGGAAUGCGUCUCCUUAUACACUCUGGAACAUUCCCAUGCUUGCGAAACAGAUCCGUUCCGUGGUGGACAGCAUCGCUGCCAGCGCUCCCACUCUUCCGAAGGGAGUUCGUCCGCCGUCGACGGCGGACGUUGACAAGUAUGGUGCUCACAUGGCAUGGAUACAGCCACCGCCGGACGAUUGGUUUCGUCGAUGGCCUUAG
Molecule: messenger RNA, 972 nt
Organism: Malassezia globosa CBS 7966
Lineage: Eukaryota; Fungi; Basidiomycota; Malasseziomycetes; Malasseziales; Malasseziaceae
Exons: 2
Coding region: 1-972 (323 amino acids)
Biological process (GO): rRNA base methylation
Molecular function (GO): rRNA (uridine-N3-)-methyltransferase activity
Source: RefSeq, a predicted model, not a curated record